Molecule: messenger RNA, 520 nt
Organism: Meloidogyne enterolobii
Lineage: Eukaryota; Metazoa; Nematoda; Chromadorea; Rhabditida; Meloidogynidae
Source: the annotation of a GenBank genome assembly
AUGCAAGAAACUUUUCAUCAAUUACGUUCUGCAGAAUGGAAAAUGAUGAGCGAAGUUGGAGGAACAAUGGCACUUUAUUUGGGGUUUACUUUAAUGGGGUUACUUGAAACAAUUGUUUUCUUAACCGUUGAACAUGUUAGAAAUGUGGCUAGACAAUUAGACGAGGAAAGUCAAUUAGCUAGAAAGAAUCCUCCAAUAAAGAAAUUAUUUAAUCAAAAUUUAUUUAAAAAAUUAUUUGGAAAGAAAAGAUGAGAUUUUUCUAAAUUUGAUUCGAAAUAUUUCGUUGUUUUUUAACUCUAAAUAAUUUUUGAAGCAUACGAAAGUCUUUGGUAAAAUUAUUUUUUUUAUGUGUUUCUACCAGAUUUUAUUUUUACGAUGUAGAGACGUGCGCCAAAAUUUUGCGUGGCGCGCCAAACGCCAAAAAGUAAUUCUAAAAAGCGCAUGGCGCACAUAUUUACUGAGAAAAGAAAAACUAUGAGAGGAAGUUUAGAGAAAAAAAGCUGCUACGCAGGGUAUUUGG